AUGUCAACCAAACCUCAACAAAAAAUCAAUCUUACACAUUUAAAGAAUUAUAAUGCCAGUUACCAACAAGCAGAUAAUACGAUUCUAAUCAACACGGCAUGGAAGUUGCUAGAGGAUGCUAUCAAGACCAUCCACUCCAAGAAUGCAUCGUCACUGUCGUUUGAAGAGUUGUACAGAAAUGCUUACAAUGUAGUAUUGCACAAACACGGAGAGUUCCUCUACAACAACCUCAAGAAAUUGCUCGAUACGCAUCUCAAGAACAUUGCACAGGGUGUAGAGGCUGCCAACGAUGAGGUGUUCCUCAAAGAGCUCAAUCGAUGUUGGAACGACCACAAGACUUCGAUGAUGAUGAUCCGUGAUAUUCUCAUGUACAUGGAUCGUACCUAUGUCGACCAAUCCAAGGUCGCUCCAGUCUAUGACCUCGGUCUCAACCUCUUCCGUGACAAUGUCAUCCACCAUAAACAAAUCAAAGAUCGUCUUACCAAUAUAUUAUUGGAAAUGAUUAAAAAGGAAAGAUCUGGUGAAAUGAUUAAUAGAUUAUUAAUUAAAAAUAUUACACAAAUGUUAAUUGAACUUGGAAUUAAUUCAAAGAUUGUUUAUGAAGAGAGCUUUGAAAAUCAAUUCUUGGCAACUACUGCAAAAUAUUAUCAACUUGAAUCACAACAAUUAAUAUCAACUUGUAGUUGUCCAGAUUACAUGAAAAAGGUUGAAACAUGUUUAAAGGAUGAACUUGAAAGAGUAUCAUUGUAUUUGGAUGGUAGUACUGAAUCAAAAUUAAAGGAAGUUUCAGAGAAACAACUUAUUUCAAAUCAUAUGAAGACUCUUGUUAAGAUGGAAAAUUCAGGUUUAAUUUCAAUGUUGACCGAUGAUAAAAUUGAAGAUCUCAAGAGAAUGUAUAUAUUAUUUACUAGAGUACCAGAUGGUCUUAAUUUAAUGAAAGAUGUAAUUUCAAAGCAUGUCAGAGAAAUUGGUAGAGAAAUUGUUAUGGAUGAAGAAAAGACCAAAGAACAAGGAACUUAUUUCCAAAGCUUAUUAGAUCUAAAGGAUAAAUAUGAUAAUUUGCAUAUCAAUGCAUUUUUCAAUGAUAAACAAUUCCAACAUACUCUUCAUCAGUCAUUUGAAUACUUUAUCAAUUUAAAUCCAAAAUCACCAGAAUUUAUUUCAUUGUUUAUCGAUGAAAAGUUAAAGAAGGGAUUAAAGGGAGUUGGUGAAGAGGAAGUUGAUAUAUUGUUGGAUAAGAUUUUAAUGCUCUUUAGAUUCAUUCAAGAAAAGGAUGUCUUUGAAAAGUACUAUAAACAACAUCUUGCCAAACGUUUAUUGUUGGGUAGAAGUGUAUCAGAUGAUGCCGAAAGAAAUAUGAUUGCCAAAUUAAAGACUGAAUGUGGUUAUCAAUUUACAAGCAAGUUGGAGGGUAUGUUUACUGAUAUGAGAUUAUCAGUUGAUACAAUGAAUGGUUUUAAACAAUAUACUCAAACUUUACAAUCGCCAUUAACAUUUGAGUUAAGUGUCCAUGUGUUGACUACAGGAUUCUGGCCAACACAAAAUACUGCACAUUGUAUAUUACCAAGAGAGAUUUUGCAUUGUUGUGAAGCAUUCAAAUCAUUCUAUCUUUCUCAACACAAUGGUCGUUUGGUUGUUUGGCAAACCAAUAUGGGAACUGCUGAAAUCAAAGCAUCAUUCCCAUCAAAGACUCACGAGUUACAAGUUUCAACCUAUCAAAUGGUUAUUUUAUUAUUGUUUAAUGAUACUCAAAAAAUUGGUUUCAAGGAAAUUGCAGAAACAACUGGAAUUCCAAUUCCUGAUUUAAAGAGAAAUUUGAUGGCAUUGACAAGUGCAAAGAAUAAGAUUUUGGAAAAGGAAAGUGAGAGCAAGACUAUUGAGGAAUCUGAUGUAUUUGCUUUCAACACUAAAUUCAAGAGCAAAUUAUAUAAAGUCAAGAUCAUGUCUGUCAUACAAAAAGAGACACCUGUAGAAGUUAGUGAAACUAGACACAAGGUUGAUGAAGAUAGAAAGCAUCAAAUUGAAGCAUCUAUUGUUCGUAUUAUGAAGGCUCGUAAGACAAUGGAUCAUUCCAAUUUGAUUUCAGAAGUAAUCAAACAAUUGUCCUCGAGAUUUGUACCAAAUCCAAUCAUUGUAAAAAAGAGAAUUGAAUCUUUAAUUGAACGUGAAUAUUUAGAAAGAUCAAAACAAGAUAGAAAGAUUUAUAACUAUAUGGCUUAA
Messenger RNA from Cavenderia fasciculata, 2220 nucleotides. It is a transcript of the gene culC, whose product is annotated as cullin C. Gene Ontology annotation, biological process: protein ubiquitination; ubiquitin-dependent protein catabolic process. The transcript is spliced from 9 exons. Gene Ontology annotation, molecular function: ubiquitin protein ligase binding. Bases 1 to 2220 code for a protein of 739 amino acids. The record is from RefSeq and is a predicted model, not a curated record. NCBI's taxonomy places the organism in Eukaryota, Evosea, Eumycetozoa, Acytosteliales, Cavenderiaceae. Gene Ontology annotation, cellular component: Cul3-RING ubiquitin ligase complex.